This is a messenger RNA of Momordica charantia (bitter melon), 2117 nucleotides long. Its product is annotated as Low temperature viability protein. The record is from RefSeq and is a predicted model, not a curated record. Gene Ontology annotation, cellular component: nucleus; cytosol; preribosome, small subunit precursor. Gene Ontology annotation, biological process: ribosomal small subunit export from nucleus; ribosomal small subunit biogenesis. NCBI's taxonomy places the organism in Eukaryota, Viridiplantae, Streptophyta, Magnoliopsida, Cucurbitales, Cucurbitaceae.
UCUAGGGUUUUAGGGACUGGGGUUUUUAUUUGAGGACGGCUCCGCAGCUCCAGAGAUUUAUCAUCAAUUUUACAGCAACCCAUUCUCAGACUUCCUUAGAUACUCGCAAUGGGGAAGAAGAAGAAAUUCUUCGACAAGAAGAACUCCGCAACUUUCCAAUUAUUUGCUCGUGACUCCACCGAUCCCAAUUACGAUGGAACUCCCGCCACCGAUCGUGUUUUUGUUCGUAUCGACAACCACCCUUACUCUCUCCCUGCUUUCGAGGAUGAUGGCCCUGGCCCUGCCGAUGCUUCCGCUUCUGGCUACUUCAAUGAAGAUCCUAACUCCAUAUUUGCCGAUGCUCCCGACGAUGAUGACGAAGAGGAUGGAGCUUUUGGGACUUCCGCGCGGUCUCGUGGAGAAAUUGGCGGGCCAGCGCCAUUGCCGGAAGAUAUUAGAAGGGAGAUUUUGGAGCUCGGGUUUCCUGAUGAUGGUUACAAUUAUUUGCUGCACCUUAGGGAGAUUAAGAAUACUGGUGGUGGUUCGGCAUUCUAUCAGAACCCCAAGGCCAAGCUGGAUCAGCUUCCACGAGAUGAGAAGGCGUAUGAUGCUUCCAGAGUGCUUGUGUCUAAAGGGAAUAAUGAUGGUGAUGAGAACUUCAUCUACAAGGUUGCAUCCAAGACUGUUGGAGUCAAGGUUCAAAAUGCAGUUGACCCUGACAUAGCUGCACUGCUUGAUGACGAUGAUUUAUCACGAUUUGGUUCUGAUGUUGAGGACCUGGAAGAGGACUUUGUAGUUCAGGCAAACUUACGUGAAGAAGGGGAAGAUGAUACAACUGACAAUAGGUUUAGCGUCGCUGAUAAUGUUAAUAAAAAAUCUUCUGGUGACCACAUUUUUGAGGAUGCAGAUAUGGACCAUGUGGAGGAGGAAAGCGAGAAUAGUGAUGCUGAUAAGCCACGAACUCGUCGGCUUUUGGAUGAGCAAUUUGACACUCUCUUAAGCCGGGACUAUGCAUCUAGUGACAAUGAUGGCAGUGAUUGUGAUGAACAUGAUGGUUGUGUAGCUGAAGAAGAUGAAUCCCUUGCUCGGAAGCUCAAGCAUGCCUUUGGCGAUCAUGGUAAGGAUGACUUGGAACUCGAUAAAGGAUAUAAGGCUCCUGCAGAUAUAUUAAGUGGUAAAGAGAGAUUGGAAGAUAAAGAACUUCUGCAGUCUGCCAGCGAUGUGAUUCAUCGGUGUAUGGAAUAUGCUGAGAUGUACCAAAAUGAAGAUGAUGACAAUGAAAAUGAAGAUGAAUUUAUAUUUGAGGAGAGCAGUGAUGAAUCAGAAGUUUGGGACUGUGAGACCAUUGUUUCUACAUGUUCUAAUCUCAAUAACCAUCCUGGGAAAAUCAUAGCUCCUGAAAUAACCCGAAGGAAGAAGUUGGCUGAAACUGUCUCUGGAGCCCUUAAUUCCAAUAAUCAUGUGAUAACGCUUAGAGGGAAAGAGAAGCUACCGGUGGACUUUCUACCUCAUGGUCGAAAAGUCGUAGACAAAAUGAUAGAUGUUGGCAGCUUGAGAACUGAACAUCAGAAGAGGAAGCCACAUGGUCAGGAGUCCAAGGAAGAGAAGAAGGAGAGAAAGGCUGCUAUCAAGGAAGCACGACGUGAAGCAAGGCGCACGAAAAAAGAAAUGAAGGGGCUUUACAAGGGGGAAGCUCAUCGUGCUCAGAAAGUAGUUGCUGUUUGUGGUCCAUCAUCCAUUCAUCUUAUGUGAGGAGGGCAUUUUGAUGCUAGUCAAAAGAACUUUUGUUCAUUCGUAACAAGAUUGAGCUGCUGGGGAGAAGUUUCCAAAACAAUACUUGUACAGAACGAAGAAACUACAGAAUAUGUUCAGGGGAACAAGAAAGACUGUGUUCAGCGAUUCCUUGAUAUCCGCCGCAUUCUUGCUCAAUCCGGCUGAUUCUUUGUUUGAUCUAGAUAGUCUGUAACACAUCAUGAGAUGUUUUCACUCGAGCAUAUUUAUUAAAUUUAAAGGCGGUUGCUUCAACUUGCAUACUUUUUCUUGGACCAUGAAUAGUUGAAUUGAAUUCAUGAGAGGCUUCAAGAUAAUCGUGUAUUUUUGUUUUUUCCUAUACUAUAUAACAUAUAUCAAGCGAUGCA